AUGACUAGUGCACGAUCUGCUCACACUGCAUCUGUAUUAUCAAAUGGAAAAGUAUUAGUAGCUGGUGGAAGCAUUGUUUAUACUGGUGCUUUAAGUACUGCUGAAUUGUAUAAUCCAUCAACAGGUACUUGGACAACUACAGGUAGCAUGAUGUAUUAUCGAGAGUUGCACACAGCAUCUGCAUUAUCCAAUGGAAAAGUAUUAGUUACUGGUGGAUGGAAUAUUGAAGAUUUAAAUACUGCUGAACUGUACGAUCCAUCGACAGGCUUUUGGGCAACUACUGGUAACAUGGAGACUGCACGAGUUUAUCACACAGCAUCUGUAUUAUCAAAUGGAAAAGUAUUAGUUACUGGUGGAACGUCUGGUGGUGUUUUUAAUAGUGCUGAGCUGUAUGAUCCAUCAACAGGUACUUGGACAGCUACUGGUAACAUGACUACUGCACGAGAAUAUCACAAAGCGUCUGUGUUAUCAAAUGGAAAAGUAUUAGUUACUGGUGGAGCGUAUCUUGAUGUUUUAAAUAGUGCUGAACUGUAUAAUCCAUCAACAGGUACUUGGACAACUACUGGCAACAUGAAUAAUGCACGAUAUUCUCACACAGCAUCUGUAUUAUCAAAUGGAAAAGUGUUAGUUACUGGUGGAUCAUAUAUUACUGGUAAUUUAAAUAGUGCUGAAUUAUAUGAUCCAUCAACAGGUACUUGGACAAUUACUAGUAACAUGACGACUGCACGAGAACAUCACACAGCAUCUGUAUUAUCGAAUGGAAAAGUAUUAGUAGCUGGCGGAUACGAUACAGGUAGGAUUUUUGAUAGUGCUGAAUUGUAUGAUCCAUCAACAGGUACUUGGACAACUACUAGUAACAUGAAUAAUGCACGAAGUACUCACACAGCAUCUGUAUUAUCCAAUGGAAAAGUAUUAGUUACUGGUGGAGGGAAUAGUAUGAUUCCUUUAAAUAGUGCAGAAUUAUAUUAA
This is a messenger RNA of Adineta steineri, 969 nucleotides long. The record is from the annotation of a GenBank genome assembly. NCBI's taxonomy places the organism in Eukaryota, Metazoa, Rotifera, Eurotatoria, Adinetida, Adinetidae.